Molecule: messenger RNA, 253 nt
Organism: Paramecium octaurelia
Lineage: Eukaryota; Ciliophora; Oligohymenophorea; Peniculida; Parameciidae
Source: the annotation of a GenBank genome assembly
AUGCUCUGUUUUGAAGUAGCAAAUCGGCUUAGAAUAGACCUUUUUAAAAUAAAUAAACAUUACUCUAUAUGGACUCUACAAAUUAGUUUACUGCUCUUAUAACCAAAAUAUUCAAGGUAUUAUUAUUAUUAAAUAUGUUAGUAUGGACAUUUUUGCAUUUUUUACAAAAAGCUAAUUUUCAUUUUGUUUCUCCCAGGAAUCUGAGCUAACUUCCAAAUAACAAUUGUUUACUGGUUGGUUUCUUAAAUGUUGA